Physella acuta is the source of this 2606-nucleotide messenger RNA. Its product is annotated as insulin receptor substrate 1. Lineage: Eukaryota; Metazoa; Mollusca; Gastropoda; Physidae. Gene Ontology annotation, biological process: cell surface receptor protein tyrosine kinase signaling pathway. The record is from RefSeq and is a predicted model, not a curated record. Gene Ontology annotation, cellular component: cytoplasm.
UAUUAAAUAUUGACUAUUGACAUUAUUAUUCUAGAUUCAAGUCCUAAAACACUGAAUCUGUCUAGAUGUUGAGCAGACUAAUGGAUCAAAAAUAAAUAAAAUCAAACAAGAUCUAAUCUACUAGUAAUCUAGAUUUAGAUCUAGAUCUAGAUCUAGAUCUCUGCUACACAGAUCUAAAAUAAUCUAAAUGACAAAUCACGUAAAAUGUUCAUCAUUCAUGAGUAAAACUGGUAAUAAAAAUCUCACCAUACUGAAUGAGUGUUUGUAUGGAACAACUAAGGCUUUACUUUCUCAAUAAAGAAAAAUGCUUGUGUUUGCAGGGGAGCUAACAGUCCAUGUACCAUCUUUUAUUCAUGGAACAAAAGUGUACAGCAAUGUUUGGUGUGUACUGUACCCUACAGAAAACAAGCAGAGUCCACGCAUAGAAUUGUAUGAAAACAAAGCAAAAGUUAGAUCCUCUGGAUGUAAGAAAAUCAUUCAUAUAGAGGAAGCUAAGUGGAAAACCACAAAUCCAGCUGAAAUAACGUUUAGCUUUGAAGUGAAGAACAACAAAACCUAUGUCUUCCAAACAUCCAGUGCAGAAAGUUUGAAGCUUUGGCUUGUUCACCUAUGCUGUGUCAGCAAAGAACUCUUUGAUACCAAGAAUAAUGUGGGAUUUGAUGACCAAGGCAAGCUAGACACUAGUGCAUUGACUGGUGAUGUGUAUGCUACUGUUAGCACUACUAGUACAGGGGCUGCCAGCAAGCCUACCUUCCAUGUGGUUGCUAGUAAAAGAAGUGACUGCCCACGAAUCGGACUUGAAGGCAUUUAUAAACUGGUUAUAUUUAAUCAAGAAAUAAACAUACAGAAUUUUGACACUGGGAGAAAAAUUGUAGCUUGGAAACUUCCUGAGAUAAAAAAAUAUGGAUGCUUUGAAGGUUGUUUUUUUGUAUCUGCUGGUUCUAAGUCUGGCACAGGAGAAGGUAAAUUCACUUUUUAUACGGUGGUAGGUCAGCAAAUUGUUGAUAUAUUAGCCAAAAGUCAAUCAACUGAAGAUAAUACAUACGCACCUGUCCAGAGAUCCAACACAAAAGCUCAGCACAGAGAUGUGAAGCAUGAGGAGAAUUAUAUUCCAGUAAAAACAACAGCUCCUCCGUUACCUCCUCAAAUAUGGGGACAGAGCAAGACUGAGUCUGCUGAAAAUGUUUAUGAUCACUUCAACUCUACUAAAAACAGUGACGUCAACGUCGAAAAUGUUUAUGGAAUAGGGUCAGCUAAACCUCUGCAUCAGGUGGUACCGAAAGCAGAGAACCCUUAUGAAGAUAGCUCAGCUGGGGCUUAUGAAGACUUGUAGUCCUAAACAUUUACUGGAGCUGAUUGGAAAAAAUUAGAUCAGUACCAGAAUAUUCCAUGAAUAUUAAACAAUAAUUAUUGUUCGGUCAUUUCUUUAAUCAUGUUUUUGGUUGAUUUUGUUAAGAAAAUUAUUUUUUUUCAAAUGGUAUAAAACAAUAGUUACAUUCAGAUCGUAUCACAUUAAUUUUUAAAAUUAAGCUAAUUUGUUGCUUUUAAUAUGAUACAUUGAAAUUGUUGUAUUUGUUGUCAUAUUCAUACACUCCAGUUUGUAUUAUUUUAAUAGUAUUUCCUAGUAAGUUCAAGUAUUAUUUAAUUGUAAAUUAUUAAUGUUAAAACGGCAUGUGAAUAAAAACAAGAAUUGGUAUUUAGUAAUUUUUAGAAAAUUUUAAUUGUAUUUAGCUUGAUUACCUAUGAUUGUUUUGUGGGACAGAGCUGGACUGCUAACCCGUAAGUCUUGAUUUCGAAUCCAGGUUGAAGUCAGUAGACCAUCCCUGAGUCCACCCAGCUCUGAUGGGUACCUAACUCACAUUUGUGUAAGUAAAGGCGGCUGGGCAUAGUGCUGACCACAUUAUCUCUUCAUAUGCCGAGGUCAAAGAAACAAGUGAACUGUACUUCACUUGUCCUGUACACCUUCAGGUUUGUAAGGGAACUUUAUUUUACCUAUGAUUGUUUAAAAAAAUUGUCUCAAAUGUUUAGAUUAUCUUUUUAUUUAUUUUUUUAUUUAUAUUUUUAAAUACAAUUUCAAACCAGAUGGCUCAUGAGGCAUACAGUUAAAUCUGUUUCUCUACAUAGUGUGGUCAGAUGCCUUUACUUCCCCAACUUGCGUCAGGUUCCCAUUAAAGCUGGGCGGGCUCAUAUAUAUGUAUAUAUAUGUAUAUAUAAAUAUAUAAAUAUAUAUAUAUAUAUAAAUAUAUAUAUACACACACGCACGCAUACACAUAUAUAUACACAUAUAUACUUAUAUAUCCACAUAUAUACAUUUUUUUAAUAUAUAUAGUAUAUGACUUAUAUAUGGAUCUUUUCUUUUUGUACUCAUUUUAAAGGGUAAUCAUAUUGUUAAAUUACUCAAAUUGUAAUGUAUGGUGCCUUUUUAUUUUUCUCCAUGAAUUAUUUAUAAAAUUUAAUAUGAAGACUUCAUGAUGCUUUUGUAUGUACCAGAAAAUCAAGUGUGCUGAAUUGAGUUAAUUUUACAUGAGUGAUUUUUUGAGUGAAAAAGUAAUGUUUAUAUGUGAAUAUACACAAAUGCAAAUUGUGUUCUCUAAAAUUUUAAAUAA